This is a messenger RNA of Salvia hispanica, 1071 nucleotides long. RefSeq names its product Mitochondrial glycoprotein family protein. NCBI's taxonomy places the organism in Eukaryota, Viridiplantae, Streptophyta, Magnoliopsida, Lamiales, Lamiaceae. The record is from RefSeq and is a predicted model, not a curated record. Gene Ontology annotation, cellular component: mitochondrial matrix.
AGCAGGGUAGGGCAUUUGUGAGCGAUUGCGGCGCGAUGAGAUGGAGGAAGGGUCUAGUGUGCGCCGCGCAGCGACUAGUGUCGCGACCGUUUUCGUCGACGGCGUCGUACACUGUCAAUUCAAUCAUUCUUCGCUCCCUCAAAGACCACUAUCUCGAGGUCUCCAAGAUGACUCCACCUCCGAAGAUUAGCCCACCUUCUCCAUACCAAGUUGUAAAGGGGGCACUUGAUACUGGGGGCCCUGUUCUCAGGCGCGUGUUUGGAGAUGAGGUGGUCAAUGUAUCAGUUAUGAGAAUGGUUGACAUCAUUCCAGGAGGUUCUGCUGAUGAUUAUGGCAAUGACAACAUUAAUCAGUUAUUUGUUCAUGUUGACAUUGCUAAGCCAGGGCAGCAAGAUUCUCUGCAUUUACUUUGUGGAAUGUAUCCAGAUGCUCUUGGGAUUCAUUCUGUUUCACUCAGACCAAAAGCAGAGUCUGGAGGCUUCCUUGCAGUUCCAUCUAAAUAUCAUGGUCCAGUCUUUGAAGAUGUAGAUGAAAAGAUUCGAGAUGCUCUCCAUAGCUAUAUUGAAGAGCGUGGAAUAAACGAGAGCCUAUUUCCAUUUCUGCAAGCUUGGCUUUAUGUGAAGGAUCACCGCAAUCUCCUGCGAUGGUUCAAAACUGUUGGCACUUUUGUCAAUGACAGCCACCAAGCCCUACCGUCAUAAAGAAUUUAUCAGUGGUCUUCUCAACUUAUUGUCAAUUUACGCCAAAUCCGAAAAGAAAAUAUAUUAUGGGUAGCUAGCUAGCUCUUUAUCUUUUGAAGUGGACCUAGUCAGUAGUAGUAUUUCUUUGGUAUCAAAAUCAUUUUGAUUUGAAGGUAUAAUUUCUCUCUGGUUGGCAUAUGGCAGUAGCAUAUUCAUAUAACUGUUCUGAUUUCUGUGAUAGUGUGGGUGCUCAAUUAACAAGAUAUUAGUAUUUGGUUGAUGACUUGAUGUGUAUACUACUAUAUCACAUCAUGUUUCGUGAGUGGAACUGUUAGCGCUGACUUUUUAAAUUCCAAUAUUAAUGUGCAAAAUGUUAAAGUGUGCUGUGUCA